Molecule: messenger RNA, 838 nt
Organism: Lactuca saligna
Lineage: Eukaryota; Viridiplantae; Streptophyta; Magnoliopsida; Asterales; Asteraceae
Source: the annotation of a GenBank genome assembly
AUGUCAAACACAGCCUAUGUUUCUGGUAAGAAGUCAGGGAUAAUACUUGAAACUCCAUGCUACUUGGGAGAGAUUCUUGACAUCAAACACGAGAAAAGGAUCAUCGAUGAUAGACUAAAAGAGCUUGAAUAUCACAAUGCUAACGAAGAAGCAGUUAAAAUGGCCAUGAAAGAUUUGGGUACGCAAAGGGUGAGUCAUUGUGGAUGGCCAAAUACAUAUGUUUUUACCAAGGCAUUAGGGGAAAUGGUUCUUCAACAAUUUAAAGGAGACAUUCCGUUGGUUAUUUUCCGUCCAACAAUCAUCAGUAGUACCUACAAAGAGCCCUUCCCGGGUGGGUCGAAGGUAUUAGGACCAUCGAUAGCUUUAUUGUUGGCUAUGGAAAAGGCAGGUACUAAAGUUGUGAAUGUAAUACUCUGCCAAGCGUUUGCGGGUACAUGCAAGAAUAUUGAACGAAAGAUCAACUUGGUACUACGGCUAGUGAAGCUUUACCAACCAUAUUUGUUCUCGACAAGUUUGUACGAUGAUAUAAAUACUGAAAAGUUGCGUAACAUGGUGAGGGAGAGUAAACAUGAUGAUGUUGCCUUCUACUUCGACCCAAAGAUAAUUGAUUGGGAAGACUACUUCCUGCAUACACACAUUCCUGGAGUGGUAAGAUAUGAAUUCAAAUGAUCAAGAGCUCACAUAGACGGGUAUAGAUCAUGCAUGUUCCUAUCUUUUCAAUUACAUUAAUAAGUAAUAACUAUUGUUUGUAUGAAUAAUCAUUGUAUCAAUUCUAUCAAGUUGAAAAACAUUAUUAAGUCACUUGGUUGAUGCAUAAAACUGUUGUUGCAUUCUAUAA